AUGAAAUCACCCUUGGAUAACCUACCAGGUCCUCCACCUCAAUCAUCUUGGACAGGUAAUCUCGCUCGGUACAUGGCACGAGAUGGUUGGGAUUUCCAACUGGAUCUCUCGCAGAACUAUGGGCCUGUUGUUAAUAUGACGGGAUUUAUGGGUAACCCAAUGUUGUAUGUCUACGAUCCAAAAGCGCUGCAGAGCAUAAUUUUGCAGGACCAGGAUAUUUAUGAGGAAUCCCCGACGUUUAUACAUGCAAAUCAGAUGUGCUUCGGUCCAAGUCUAGUCGCAACAGUGGGUGAUGUCCAUCGAAAGCAGCGAAAGCUGCUGAAUCCCGCGUUCUCCAUCGCGCACAUGCGCCGAGUACUGCCGAUUUUUUAUAAGGUCGUCGACAGGCUACACACCGCGAUCAAUGCUCGCGUAAAUGAAGAAGCCACAGAAGUAGACAUGCUGGCAUGGAUGGGCCGUACGGCACUUGAACUCAUCGGGCAAGGCGGCCUCGGUUACUCGUUCGACCCUCUUGUAGAAGAUGCUACAGAUGAGUAUGCGGAUGCCUUGAAGGCGUUUCUUACAACCUCGUACUCGUUCGGUUUGAUCAGAUUUGCUGCACCAUACAUAUCGCAAUUUGGUACCCCUGCAUUUCGAAGGCACCUGUUGAAGUUCAUCCCCAGCAGGCGAGUGCAUAAAAUGGUCGAUAUUGUGGACACGAUGUACAGAAAAUCGACGGAGAUUUUCAACGCAAAGAAGGCCGCUCUGCAGCGUGGAGAUGAAACUGCCAUUCUUCAGCAGAUAGGAGAAGGAAGGGACAUCAUGAGCAUUCUAUUGAAAGCAAACAUGGAGGCGAAAUCAGAGGAAGACCGACUACCAGAGGAACACUUACUAGCCCAAAUGUCGACGUUCACAUUCGCCGCUACAGAUACAACAUCAUACACCCUUGCUCGAAUAUUUGAGCUCCUGGCAGAACAUCCUGAUGUACAAGAGAGGCUUCGUAAUGAGAUCGUGCGGGAAUAUAAUGGCGCCGAAUUGUCAUACGACCAGUUGAUGCAGCUGCCUUACCUAGAUGCCGUGUGCAGGGAGACACUUCGUGUGUACCCUCCAGCCACGCUCUUACACCGCCAAGUCCGAAAUGAUGUGAUCCUCCCUCUGUCUGCGCCGAUCCGUGGUCGUGACGGGAAGAUGAUCAGCGAAAUCCCCAUCCCGAAUGGCACAAAGCUCUUCAUUGGCAUCGCGGGCUCUAACUUGAACAAGGCCCUCUGGGGUGAGGAUGCUCUGGAGUGGAAGCCUGAACGCUGGCUGUCGCCGCUUCCCAGUGCCCUGACCGACGCACGCAUCCCCGGCGUGUAUUCCAAUCUGAUGUCCUUCCUCGGUGGCGGAAGAGCGUGCAUCGGCUUCAAGUUCUCCGAAUUGGAAAUGAAGGUUGUCUUGGCUGUUCUCCUUCCCAACUUUACAUUCGAAUCAACCGGAAAACCGAUUGUAUGGAAUAUAGCAGGUGUCCAGUAUCCAACUGUAGGCAACGAAAGCACCAGAGCGGAAAUGCCGUUGAAAGUAGGACUGUACAAGAAUUCUUGCUCGUAG
Molecule: messenger RNA, 1566 nt
Organism: Sparassis crispa
Lineage: Eukaryota; Fungi; Basidiomycota; Agaricomycetes; Polyporales; Sparassidaceae
Product: Docosahexaenoic acid omega-hydroxylase CYP4F3
Exons: 14
Coding region: 1-1566 (521 amino acids)
Molecular function (GO): iron ion binding; oxidoreductase activity, acting on paired donors, with incorporation or reduction of molecular oxygen; monooxygenase activity
Source: RefSeq, a predicted model, not a curated record